This is a messenger RNA of Venturia canescens, 2296 nucleotides long. RefSeq names its product membrane-bound transcription factor site-2 protease (gene S2P). The record is from RefSeq and is a predicted model, not a curated record. Gene Ontology annotation, cellular component: membrane; cytoplasm. The transcript is spliced from 6 exons. Gene Ontology annotation, biological process: regulation of response to endoplasmic reticulum stress; membrane protein intracellular domain proteolysis. Gene Ontology annotation, molecular function: metalloendopeptidase activity. The coding region runs from base 581 to 2065 and encodes 494 amino acids. Lineage: Eukaryota; Metazoa; Arthropoda; Insecta; Hymenoptera; Ichneumonidae.
AACUUGGUUACACGACCGUGCUUGGUUAACAUUGCAGACUAUACGUUUACACGGUGCUUUUAUUCCGGUCCGGUUUUGUAUAUACAGACGGGUAUAUUUAUAUAUUAAUAGAUAUGCAUUUUGUAUUUCCCAAAAAUUGUACCCAAAAAUUUCCCCCGUCCCAAAUCUAUAUUGAUAUAUAACUAAACUGGAAUAAGAGCAUGUACUCAUUUCCAUUCAUCACGAACCAUACGAUUACGUGGUGGGGUGGUGGUGCCGUCUUCUCUCUGCGUCGUGUAUUGCGCUCGCGCCAUAGUAAAAAAAAACACGCGAACUAUAUAACUAUAUAUAUUACCGAGUUAUACUGAUACGUUCGAAAGAUCGUAGAUGUUUAUAACGAUGUUAUUUAAUUCUGCGUUUGGGAAAAAAUGCUAUAAUUCGUACGAUCAAUUUUAUUGACUUGAAUUAUCCACGAACAGAAUCAAAGUUUCAACAAAUUUGAAAAUCAGCGAAUACAGAAAGUUAUUAAACAAAAGUUAGAAAAAAUAUAGUGUUGUGUUUAUGCGUUUGAAGAUCUGACAGAAAAUCUUGAGCCGGUACGAUGGAUGCCGUUACAUUGUUAAUAGUAGCCGGUUUCAUCCACUGUUCUCUAUUCUUUUUCAACAUUAUCUUUCGGUCUUGUUCCCACUAUCCAUAUCUCUACUUUCUUCAAAAUACUGGACUUGAGAUACAAACACUGUGUGUGAAAUGGUCAACCGCUGCCUUCAAUCGAGCAGUUGUAAGAUGGGGGAUGGAUCGAUCAAGAUUUUGGUUCCUUUGGUUCAAUAUCGGUGCUAUUGUUAGCAUUGUUCUGCUGCCUAUUGCUUCCUUCCUUGUUAUUAAAAUGACAAUCGACGCGUGGUCCAGCGUACCCUCCAAUAGUGGAGGGGAACCUGUCAUGGCAUUGGAACUCAUGUUACCCGGAGUCAAUGUGCCCUUCAGUGACAUUGGAUAUUACGUUGUGACUCUAGGACUGUGCAGCAUAGUUCAUGAAUUUGGCCAUGCUCUCGCAGCCUCCAGGGAAGAUGUCCAAUUAUUUGGAGUUGGUAUUCUGAUUGCUUACAUAUUGCCAGUAGCUUAUGUCUCAAUGAGCAAUGAACAAUUGGCGUCUUUACCAGUGAUGAAUCAAUUGAGAGUUUUGUGCGCUGGAAUAUGGCACAAUAUAGUCUUAAGUGCUUUUGCUGCUCUCAUACUGUCAAUGAGUUCAUGGUUCUGGGCACCACUGUACACUUAUGGACUUGGAGUCUCGGUCAAGACUAUCACUACUAAUUCUCCUUUGUUAGGGCCAACAGGUUUAAUGACUCAGGACGUAGUUUACAAUUUGAACGACUGUUCAAUCUCAAACAGCGACAACUGGUAUAACUGCAUACUUGAAGCAGUGAAUCACCCAACUCCUGGUUACUGCGUCUCUCAAAAUUUAGUUGAGGAAUACGAUGAAUCUGCUCCAGCAAAAACAAUGCCAAACGGAGUGGUUAAUUGCUGUACUCCCGAUAGCGAGAGUGCCGGCAGUCUUUGCUUCGAAUAUAUUGAAGGCCCUCAGUCCGCGCCAUUACAAUUACCGCCUCACUCUUGUUUACCUGCUCGAAAGAUCAUCGAAAGCUCUCAUCGUUAUUGUCAAACGAGCUAUCAUUGUGCGGUUCAAGAUACACAUUGCAUGAGACCCUCAUUAGACAAUACAACUAAGGUGGUUCAAUUGAAGAGGAAAGUCGGAAAAGACGUUUUAUUUUUCGGACAUCCUGCGGAUAUUUAUCGUACGGUAGAAAUAUCCGACUGGAUACCGAAAUAUCAAUUUUUGAAUCCUGAUUUGCCCGAAUCUCAGGCUCUUCUGGCAAAAUAUAUAACAAUAAUAUCGGCUGGUCUAGCGGUCGUGAACGUCGUUCCUUGUUUCUUCUUCGAUGGUCAUCAUAUUGUCAAUGUACUUACACAAAGUUUGUUACGCACGCGAGUACGUCACAAGAGCCUUCGUCACGCUAUAGCACUCACAAUAACUUGUAUAGGUACUUUUGUUCUCGCUAUGAACAUACCAUCAAUGUUUAUGAAUAAAUAGCUGUAAGUAGCAAUUAAAAAAAGAAGCAGAGAAAUACGUAUUUCUUUCAAAAGUACAUUUAUAUUUAUUUUGUUACGAAUAUCAGCCAUUUCUCUAAACUUCUAGUCAAUUUCAGGAGUUAUUUUGUUCGGUCCAAAUUUCUUUGCAGCUCCCGCAAUGAAUUUUCUCCGUGUACAAUCAAAGAUUUUAUUGCAAACUGUAAAUAAACGAGGUUUUGAUAAUCAUUUGAAA